AGUUGAAUGGUAAUUUUUUAAAAAAAUUCGUAGCAAAAAGCUGUCGUUGUCUCUGCCACGUACUCAUUCUCUGUUCCUCUCGAACACAUCACAUGAUGACUUCAUCUCCCUCCACUGUCCCUCACUCACUCACCAAACUCUCUUUCUUCCAUACCCGAAUUCUCAUUUUAGGACCCGACCCGGUUUAUAACCUUAUGAAGCGGGGCAAGAAGAACUCGGAUGCGGGUGACCCACUCACCAACUCGGAUACUCGAACCGGGUCUAGCGAAUCGAAUGCGAUGAUGAAACCAAGUUUGAGUUCGAUAAAAUCGAUGGGUCUACUUCUGGCGGUUCUUAUGGUUGCUUCGGUUAUGUUCUCUCUGUCGGUGGUGCUCAGAGACCCACCUUCCGAUGAUGUUGUGGAGACUGAUGCAGCCUCUAGGGUUCUCCUCCAGAUCAGAUUGCAUCAAGAUGGUGGACUUAGCGAGAAGAAGGAACAGCUCGGCGACUUUAAUGUUGUGCCUAGUUUUGAUAAAGAAUCAUGCUUGAGCAGGUAUGAGGCGAGUUUAUAUCGAAAGGAAUCGCCUUUUAAGCAAUCCUCUUACCUGGAUUACAGAUUACAAAGAUAUGAGGAUCUUCAUAGACGGUGUGGACCAUUCACUACAUCCUAUAACUUGACACUUGACAAACUCAAGUCAGGAGAUCGGUCUGAUGGCGAAGUUUCUGGUUGUAGAUAUGUAAUAUGGUUGAACUCCAAUGGUGAACUUGGGAAUAGGAUGCUGAGUCUAGCUUCAGCUUUUCUUUAUGCUCUCUUAACAAACAGGGUUUUACUUGUCGAACUAGGACUUGACAUGGCUGAUCUUUUCUGCGAGCCAUUUCCAAACACUUCUUGGUUUCUUCCCCUAGAGUUUCCGCUCAACAGCCUGUUCAAUGAGCAGUCUCUUCUUCGCAAUUCUGGCAACCCGAUGGUUGCAUAUCGACAUGUAGUUCGUGAUUCCGGUGACCAACAAAAGCUUUUCUUUUGUGAGGAAAGUCAAGUUUUGUUGGAGGAAACCCCGUGGUUGAUCUUAAAAGCGGAUAGUUUCUUUCUCCCAUCUCUCUUCUCAGUCUCGCCAUUCAAGCAGGAACUUCAAAAGCUCUUCCCGGAAGAAGAAACAGCUUUUCACUUCUUGAGUCGGUAUCUCUUUCACCCAACUAAUGUUGUCUGGGGUCUCAUUACACGAUACUAUCGCGCAUAUCUUGCUAGGGCUGAUCAAAGAAUAGGAAUCUAUAUUGGAGUCUCUGAGUCUGGAAAUGAUCAGUUCCAGCAUUCGAUAGAUCAGAUUCUAGCUUGUGGAACUAGACAUAAGCUGCUUCCUGAAGUUGACAAACAAAGACAUCUCCCUUCAAGCCAAGUUCUGAACCGAAAAUCAAAGGCAGUGUUUAUCUCAUCUUCUUCUCCAGGGUAUUUUGAGAGUAUCAGGGACUUAUAUUGGGAAAACCCAACAGUGAUGGGAGAGAUAAUCAGCGUUCACAAGCCGAGCCACAAGGACUACCAAAAAACCCCGAGGAACAUGGAAAGUAAGAGAGCAUGGGCUGAGAUAUACCUUCUGAGUUGUUCUGAUGUGCUGGUAGUCACAAGUUCAUGGUCCUUGCUCGUGGAGGUGGCUCAUGGCCUUGGAGGGUUGAAGCCAUGGGUACUGAAUAAGGCUGAGAAUGGGUAUGCCCAUGAACCUUACUGUGUGAGAGCAAGAUCAAUAGAGCCCUGUUCCCAAGCGUCAUUGUUCCAUGGCUGUAAAGAUUGAAACAUGAAUAGAGUCUCGGGGGCCUU
Molecule: messenger RNA, 1789 nt
Organism: Arabidopsis arenosa
Lineage: Eukaryota; Viridiplantae; Streptophyta; Magnoliopsida; Brassicales; Brassicaceae
Source: the annotation of a GenBank genome assembly